AGAAACCUUAUCCACAAAAUCAAUGGAUCACCAAUUCUCCUUGUGCCUUGCCUGUACGAUACCUCCAAUCACUCCCACAGUCCUAUUUUUCUUGCAUAUAAUACAGUAAAACUUACUGCCAAAAGAAGAAAAAGAAGCUCAAGUUCCCAGAAAUACUGCUCCUUGAAGAGCAACAAUUCAAAGAAUGGCAGCAUCAUCCUCUUACAUGGCAUCCGCGAAACUCUCCAUGUUGGGCUGGCUCGGAAAAAGCAAUAAAUUCAGCAAAAGCAACGGCAGUCCAUUCACCAUUUCAGCUCAGCAACAGGCACAGGUCCAAGAACAAGAAGACAUGAAGGCACAAGAAGCAGCCGCCCCGGGACAAGAAAAGGCGAAGCAGCCGGAAGGGACGAGACUGAGGCCGGUUGAGCCGCAAGUGAAUGUCAAGAGCAAGAACAUGAGCCGCGAAUAUGGGGGGCAGUGGCUGAGCAGCACGACGCGGCACGUGAGGAUUUACGCUGCGUAUAUCGACCCGGUCACCUGCGAGUUCGACCAGACUCAGAUGGACAAGCUCACCCUGAUCCUAGACCCGAGCAAUGAGUUCGUGUGGACCUCGGAGACCUGCAACAAGGUCUACGGCUACUUCCAGGAGCUUGUUGAUCACUACGAGGGUGCGCCGCUGACGGAGUACACUCUUCGGCUGAUUGGAUCAGACAUAGAGCACUACAUAAGGAAGCUGUUGUACGAUGGAGAGAUCAAGUACAACAUGAAUGCCAGAGUGCUCAACUUCAGCAUGGGAAAGCCCAGGAUUAUGUUCAACAAUAACAACCUUGAUGGCCAAAUUCCUGAGGCACAAUGAAAAACACACACACACACACAGUCUUACCUAAAUUGCCUUUCCUCAAUCUCCUAUGGUUUUAUGAAGACCUUUGUAAAAAUAGGCAUUUCAUCGUAGCAAAUGUUGAGGUUGUAUCUGGAGUUUUCCCUUUCUCUGCACCAAAAUCAUUGUGAAUGAUUAUACAAUUUGAGGAGAACGGACACGAAUGAUUUUCCAA
Syzygium oleosum is the source of this 1031-nucleotide messenger RNA. Its product is annotated as NAD(P)H-quinone oxidoreductase subunit M, chloroplastic. The record is from RefSeq and is a predicted model, not a curated record. NCBI's taxonomy places the organism in Eukaryota, Viridiplantae, Streptophyta, Magnoliopsida, Myrtales, Myrtaceae. The transcript has 2 exons. Gene Ontology annotation, molecular function: oxidoreductase activity, acting on NAD(P)H, quinone or similar compound as acceptor. The coding region runs from base 185 to 835 and encodes 216 amino acids.